UUACGAGAAAAUGAUUUGACGCUGCAAAAAGCUAUAGAAAUAUGUAGGCUAGCCGAGAUAUCCCGUGCUCAAGCCGGUCAUAUAAAGCAGGAGAAUGCGGAACAUCAUGUGCAUGAAAUCAACUCCAAACACAAAAUCGCGAUGGAACGCCAAGGUCGUCCGAGCUGUUGUAGACAAGAACAUGAGGAUACAGAUGAGGAUAAGGCGGUGCAUGCGCUCAGCGCCAGAGGGCGCGGGCGGCGCCGUGGAGCGCGGCGAGGCGGGCGCCCCGCGCCGGCGCCGGCGCACGCGGCUCCCGGGCACGACAACCAGCCAGCGCGCGGCAGGUGGCAGCGGUCGUCACAGGUCAACAGGACUGGCGGCCAUAGCUGUUCGAGAUGUGGCUCCACACAUAGAAGAUUCCAGUGUCCGGCAUUUGGUCAGCUGUGUGACAGGUGCCAUGGACGAAAUCACUACUCGAGAAUGUGUCGCGUGUAUGAAAUAAGAGGGGAAUCCACCGAUGAGGAUGGUGAGACCUCCUGAUCGGUGGACCUACCCCGUUCCCGAAUCUCGUCGAAAUUAGAUUAAGUACCUACUUACCAACUAACUUACCUUCCCAGAUUGUAAACAAUAAAAAUAUGAAUGGAUGUUAUAAAUAUAAUACAUAAAUCUCCUUAAUGAACGCACAUUAUAUACAAUGUUUAUAUAAUUGUCAUAAAUAAAUUAAAUAGUUUAAAAAUAAAAAACCUGUCUAUGUCAUGUAAUAGGUACGGUAAAUAAGUGAAUUAUGUAAUUAAUUGCAAAAUGCAUGUAUUCAUAUAAUGUAAUUAAAUAAUUAUGCUUGUGAUGUUAUGAAUGUAAGAUAAAAACAAAAAUGAGAUCAAUAUAUACUAGAUAUUAGAUACACUUGCAUGCGUAAGUUUAUUCUUAUCUAGACGAAAAUAGAAAAUUAAAUAAUUAUAUAAAUGGUAAAAUUGUUAAAUUAAUUGGGUAAGAAAUUUAUCAAAGAAAUAUUUUUUGUAAGGAAGGAAAAUGUGUGUAAUUUGCAUGGGUAAACUUACUAUAUUUUUGUUUUCUUUUUUCAAAGGGGAGUUGUCACAUAUUACUAUGUGGGUAGAUUUGUAUGUAGGGUAGGCGGUAACGGCAUGCAAGCGAAAAUAAUAAAUCAGUCUAUAAUCAGCUGAGGUGGUUUCAUUGUGUGUUCCCUAAU
Leguminivora glycinivorella is the source of this 1189-nucleotide messenger RNA. RefSeq lists its product as uncharacterized. The record is from RefSeq and is a predicted model, not a curated record. NCBI's taxonomy places the organism in Eukaryota, Metazoa, Arthropoda, Insecta, Lepidoptera, Tortricidae. Bases 142 to 522 code for a protein of 126 amino acids. The transcript has 2 exons.